Molecule: messenger RNA, 3185 nt
Organism: Contarinia nasturtii (swede midge)
Lineage: Eukaryota; Metazoa; Arthropoda; Insecta; Diptera; Cecidomyiidae
Product: lysosomal alpha-mannosidase-like
Exons: 12
Coding region: 107-3145 (1012 amino acids)
Biological process (GO): mannose metabolic process
Cellular component (GO): lysosome
Molecular function (GO): alpha-mannosidase activity; carbohydrate binding
Source: RefSeq, a predicted model, not a curated record
GUACGAUUCUGACUUAAACGCGUAAUCUAGAUUAGUUUCUCUUUCUAUUUGAUUUGUGUCAUAACUAUUAAGAUUUUGAAAGUGUUUGAAUUAAAAAGACAAAGAAAUGUCUUUAAUACUAUUUAUCAACUUUAUCUUGAUAUUGGUAUUUCUUCGAGAAUCAGAAACUGCAUUCCUUAAGCAAGAAUUUCAAUCUAGAAAAUGUGGAUAUGAUGGUUGCCCGAAACCAAAGGCAGACAUGUUAAAUGUGCACAUUGUGGCUCAUACUCAUGACGACGUUGGAUGGUUAAAAACUGUCGAUCAAUAUUACUAUGGCAAUAAAAAAACGUAUCAAAUAGCAAGUGUUCAAAAUAUUCUGGAUUCAGUAGUUGCAGAACUGUUAACAGAUCCCGAAAGGCGUUUUAUUUAUGUUGAAUCGGCGUUUUUCUUUAAAUGGUGGGACCAACAAACUGAACAAUUGAAAGAACAGGUCAAACAAUUGGUAAACGAAGGACGACUGGAAUUUAUUGGCGGUGCAUGGUCUAUGAACGAUGAAGCGGCCACGCACUAUCAUAGCACUGUUGAUCAAUUCACAUGGGGACUUCGAAAAUUGAAUGAUACGUUCGGUGAAUGCGGCCGACCGAAAAUUGGCUGGCAAAUCGAUCCAUUUGGACAUUCAAGAGAAUUGGCUUCAUUGUUGGCACAAAUGGCAUAUGAUGGCUUAUUUUUAGGCCGUUUAGAUUACCAAGAUAUAAAAAAUCGAUCUGCAACACGUAAUAUGGAAAUGGUUUGGCAUGCAAGUGAUAACUUAGGAUCAAAAGCAGACUUGUUUACUGGAGUUUUGUACAAUAUCUACGCACCGCCACCGGGAUUUUGCUUCGAUAUCUUAUGUGAAGAUGAUCCAAUCGUUGAUGAUAAAAAUAGUCCUGAAUAUAAUGUUGACGAAAAGGUUCGCGAUUUUUUGGCGUAUGUUGAUAAGCAGUCGCGUGGAUAUCAGUCCAAUAAUGUUUUGAUCACAAUGGGAGAAGACUUUCAUUAUCAACACGCACCGUCAUGGUUUCAAAAUCUAGACAAACUUAUUCUGCAUAUCAACGAACGUCAAGCCAGUGGAUUAAAAGUGAAUGCAUUUUACUCAACGCCAUCUUGUUAUUUGAAGGCGUUGUACGAUACCGAAAUAUUGUUGCCAACAAAGAGUGAUGACUUUUUUCCAUAUUCAUCAGAUCCACACGCGUUUUGGACGGGUUAUUUCACAUCAAGGCCAACUCUUAAGCGAUAUGAACGCCUUGGCAAUCACUAUUUACAAAUCUGUAAACAGUUGAGCGUGUUUGCUCAAAAUAAAUCGGAAAUAUUCGAAGCGAAUCUGGACAAUUUGCGAGAGGUAAUGGGUAUAAUGCAGCAUCACGAUGCGGUAACUGGUACAGAAAAACAGCAUGUCGCUGACGAUUAUGCACGCUUACUUCAUAUUGGGUUUGAGAAAUGCGAUGAGAACAUUCAAGAAUCGCUUAAUCAAUUGUCUAUCGAUGACGAAAAAUCGAAAUUUAAAGACGCAAAUAUUCGACUUGAAUAUGAAAGAUGUGACAAUUUGAACAUCAGUUCAUGUUAUGUCACCGAAAAUAAUGACAAAUUCCUGGUAACGCUUUACAAUCCAUUGGCUCAUUCAACAGUUCAAUACGUUCGUGUUCCAAUCAUCGAUGGCGAGUAUGAGGUGCUAGACUACAAAAAUGUUCCUGUCACCUCACAAUUAGUAUCCAUUCCAAAUGGAGUGAAAUCAUUAUCCUUCCGACAAAGUAGUGCCAAAUCAGAGUUAGUUUUUUUGGCUGAUGAAUUGCCGCCGCUCGGUUAUAAGUCGUAUUUUGUUCAGAAAAAGCCCAUAACCAACGCAAAGGAAUCGGUUUUCGUGAAUGAAAAUGAAGGUAAAAAAGAUGGUCCAUUCACGAUUGGAAAUAAAUAUUUAAAUUUAACGUUCGAUGAAAAUGGUUUAUUGGAGUCAGUUGCAACUGAAACCGUCGAAAUGAAAGUUCGCCAAAACUUUUAUAUUUAUGAAGGUUUCCAAGGUAAUAAUAGAGAAUACAAAAAUCGAUCAUCAGGGGCCUAUGUAUUCAGGCCCAUUGACAAAGCAUAUGAAAUCGCUUCACGUGCGGAAAUUCAGAUUAUAAGAGGAAAUUUAGUGGAUGAAGUUCAUCAGACUUUCAGUGAAUGGUUAAGUCAAGUGAUUCGAAUUUAUAAAACCGAAAAUUAUGCGGAAUUCCAAUGGCUCGUUGGUUCAAUUCCGGUUGACGAUCUUGUUGGGCGAGAAAUUGUUACCAGAUUCGACACUGAUAUCGAAUCAAAUGGUAUUUUCUAUACCGAUUCAAAUGGACGAGAAAUGUUGAAACGAGUGCGUAACCAUCGUGACACAUGGAACCUAACACUGUUGGAAAGUAUAUCUGGAAAUUACUAUCCAGUUACAGCAAAAAUCGCCAUUGAAGACACGACUCGUCGUUUCGCUAUUUUAACCGACCGUGCACAAGGUGGAAGCAGUUUGACUGAUGGAUCACUCGAAUUAAUGGUCCAUCGUCGAUUAUUGAACGAUGAUGCUUUUGGUGUGAACGAAGCACUGAAUGAAUUUGCUUAUGGAAAAGGAUUAAUUGCACGAGGCACCAGCUACUUUGUUCUUGGCCCGAAACAUACAGACACAACAUCGACCGAAGCUAAUGAGCGUUUUAUACAAUUACAAACAUUAUUGCCAAGUUGGCCAUUCUUUAGCAAUGCGAGUGGUCUGAGCUCCGAUAAGUGGAGAAAUACAUACAAAAAUGUUUUUUCUGGCCUGUCACAUUCGUUGCCCAAAAAUAUUCAUUUGCUUACAUUCGAACCAUGGACAUCGAAUUCGGUUUUGAUUCGCUUUGAGCAUAUUCUGGCGAAGGACGAAGACAGUCAAUAUUCAGAAGCAGUGACAUUCAAUUUCCAAGACGUAUUCCAAUCAUUAGAUGUGAAAUCGAUCCGUGAGACAACAUUAUCGGCCAAUCAGUGGUUGAACGAAGUCAAACGUCUUCAUUUCAAAGCAAACGACGAAAAUUCCAAUGAAGUCAAUCUUUCAAUGGAGACAUUCACUUCUGAAGCUUCAAAUGACUUCCAAAUCACAUUGAACGCAAUGGAAAUUCGAACUUUUAUUGUUGAAUUGAAAUGAAGAGCGAAAAUAUUGAAGAGAAUAGAAUUUUUAUUCAAAA